Messenger RNA from Mya arenaria, 2097 nucleotides. Its product is annotated as RNA-binding motif protein, X chromosome-like. The transcript has 12 exons. Gene Ontology annotation, cellular component: spliceosomal complex. NCBI's taxonomy places the organism in Eukaryota, Metazoa, Mollusca, Bivalvia, Myida, Myidae. The coding region runs from base 55 to 1371 and encodes 438 amino acids. The record is from RefSeq and is a predicted model, not a curated record. Gene Ontology annotation, biological process: positive regulation of mRNA splicing, via spliceosome. Gene Ontology annotation, molecular function: RNA binding.
CGCAUGCGCAGUAUAUACACGCUAGCUUAAAGAAAGGCUCUGAAUAACAGAUACAUGAUGCCACUGGAAGACAGACCUGGGAAGAUUUUUGUGGGUGGCUUGGACUUUGAUAUUGAUGAAGAUGAGUUCGAAAAAAUGUUUGGGAAAUUUGGAAAAAUAACAGAAGUGCUGUUAAAGAGAGACCAGCAGACAAACAAAUCGAGGGGGUUUGGUUUUAUCACAUACGAGAACCCAUCAGAUGCUGAUGAAGCAGUGAAAGUGCUUGACAAAAAGCAGGACAUCAAAGGAAAGACAAUUCAUGUUGACCAUGCUGUGAAACCCGGGGGCAUAGGAGGACCCAUGGACAGGGGAGGGCGUGGGGGAUUCAGGGGCCGAGGCGGAUUCCGUGGUGGAAGAGGAAGUUACCGUGAUGACCAUGGAGGGUAUAGCAGUCGUGGAGGAGGGUUCAGGGGUCGAGGAAGUGAUCGUGGGAGCCGUGGAUUCAGCAGGGGCCGGGGGGACAGAGGGAGCCGAGGAUUCAGUAGGGGCAGCAGCAGCUACAGCCGCGGAGGAUUUGAUGACAGACGAGCUCCUAUAAGGAAAAGUUCAUUUGACAGAAGUUACAGUGACAGACCUAUGAGACGAGAGGAGGAUCGUGACCGUUAUGGUGGGGGACUUGAUCGUGACAGGUACAGCAGUAUGUCUGACCGACGUCUUCGGGACCUUUCCCCACCACCCAGAGGACUCGAUAGAGCACUCGACAGGGAUUUGGGCUCGUACCGUGACUAUCUGACCCGUGACCUCUCACCUCCGCCCAGGGAUUACCUGACCUCCAGAGAGAGACUGUCAUCCAGAGACCUGGGUCUAUCAUCGCGCAGUUUUGAUCUGGGUCGAGACCCUUUGUCAUCCAGAGAAUACCGCAGUAGCCGGGACGACUUCAUGCCAUCAUCAUCCAGAGAUUUUCUCACCAGAGACUCGCCACCUAGGUUUAGGGACAGUGGACGGAGUCUGAGCCGGGACUAUGACCGAAUCACCCGUGACCUUGACCUUCACAGAGAUCGAUUGACAUCAGGGCUUACCCGUGGUUACGGAGGUGCAUCCCCGCCCCCUCGUAGCAGAUCUCCUCUCAGGUCUACAUACAGCCCCCCUCGUGGGGCCCCCCUAGAUCGAGAAAGGAUCAGAGACUACAGCCCUGGAUCAAGAAGACCAAACCCUUAUGAAACGUCCCGUGGGGCGCCCCCAAUAAAAAGGUCACGACCUGAUGAUGGCCCCAUUGGCAGGGGACCACCUCGUGAAGGGCCCCCGAGAGGGAUUGUGAGAGAUGGGCCUCCUAGGGACUCAGUGAGAGGCCCCCCAAGGGAAAGUGGAAGAGGAGGACCUUUCAGGCGUUGAAAAUGCUAUAAAUAGAAAAUGAGAGUGUUGGAUAUAAAUAGAAAAUGAGAGUGUUGGAUAUUAAUAGAAAAUGACAGUGUUGGAUGUAAAUAGAAAAUGACAUCAUUGGAAAACCACCAAUUUGAAAUGUUGUAAUUGUGAACCUCAGUGCAUUUCUGAAAGGAAUUAACAACAUGCUAAGAAAGAAAAACUGUUUAGUUUAGAAAUGGGAGAACUUUACAGAAAAUUGUCAUUGAAUGGAAAUAAGAAGAAAGUUGAUACCUGGUCUCACAUUAUUUUGAUAUUAUACUAUGAGUGUCUCCAUUCACUAUUAUGAAUUGGCAUUAAAACAUACCAGUAAAAUCAUGGUAAACUUGAAAAAGUGGAAACUUGAAUGUUACGAUUUUGUUGUUUUCAUGUCUUUUAAAGUAACUGUUUUACAUUACGAUUGUAAAAAAAGAUAUAAUUGCUACACAUUUGAACAUCAUGAGUGAUUUUGCUUAUCAAAUAAUGAUGGUAUCACGAAAUUUCACUGAAGGACAAGUUGAAAUUAAGUGUAUGUUUUAAUACUGUUGCAGGAAAAGUGUUCAUUUUGAAACAAACAUUUUAACAAUUAUGACUACAUUGCAAUUUACCGCUCCUUUAUUAUUUUUUGCCCUUUCAUUUUGUGCUUUCAUUUGUACAUGUACAUAACAUCAUGUUUUUAACUGCCAUAGGAAAUAAACAAGAGAACCUUUGUAAAAUGUC